CCUAGGUCGAGGGUACCCUAUCGACUAUAUCCAACCGCCACCUUACAUCUCAACAUAGUGCACACGAUAUCGAGUCACCUAGACUAGUGGGCACAUUGCUACUUAAUCGAUAUAACUUGAUCUUUACUAAGGAUCUGACAUACAUGACGUUGGUCACUAUCCAGUCAGUUGUAAAUACACCUCAGUUCUGCAGGAGAUCAGUCGCGGUUCUAACAGCUCAGUAGUAAUGUCUUUGACUCCCAACCACCACCUUACAUUGAUAGUUAUAGCAUUCCGAGUAACAGUGAUGUUUACACCACCGAGCCCCCAUAUACCCUGGUACGGCCGAGGGUGGGAAGAGUCAGCUCUCCCUCUCGAAAUGCUCUCACAUGGCCACGUGUAUACAGCCACUGAAAGAGAAGUUCUACCCACUACCUUCUCGCGGCGGGGGUGCUUUUUCACGAAAUUGAGAGGACGAAAAGUGGAUAUCCGGCGCUUUAACUGGGUUGGUGGAUAUAGAGGAUCUACCUAGGGGAGUUGGAAAUCUCUGAUUCCAAACCGAUAGUGCACAUGGGCUGCAGUAUCCUGAGAGGACAAAUGGCGUAUGAACCAAUUAUUGGUCAGCGGCUACCAUGGGACUGCAUCUCCUUACGUUGCUCCACUGCCUUGUGGAUCAGACCUUUAGGUUAAAGGCUCCGGGUGUGGUCUUUUAAGAUAACCACCUUCUUCGAUCUGGCACACAGGCAGUAUCACAGCCCACAUACAAAUCAAGUGGCUUACUUGUGUGGCGCAUAUGUAUUCGGUGCUCCUUUGUACCAAUAUUUAUGUGUUCAAAUAAAUAAAACCACCGAGAAGUUAAUCUGCAGCUGAUAGACGCACAAGUUUCUGUUGUAGUACAUUAGUGGGUGAAUAUUUUCCAUCCAAGAUUAUUAAACAAGAAUACGCUUCACAAGAACUAACUGUCUACACUAAGCUCUAUAGUCCUAAUAGGGCGAUAUCUGCUGGUCAUAAAGCAGGGGUUCCUUUUAGUUUUGAUUUCAAAUGUCUUACAUACUGUUCAGCAGUCAGCUCUUUUUUGUUUCGUAGAUAUAGAAAGUAGCUACCAAAUCCAGACAACUGAUUACCAUUCAUAUCUAAGUAUCAAUCACUUGGUUUUGUAUUAAAUAUACCAUCUGAAAGAUGAAAGUAAUGUGACAAUAGAUUAGUACGUUUGAAAUUAAAUAAGAUUUGGAUUCACGACCUAUCAGAUUUUGGCAUUUACUGUUGUCGAAAAUAUUCGAUAACACUGAAUUGAUUUGCAUGUAGAGUUCAGCAACAAACGUUUCUAUUGUAAGAUAAUUAUCUGUUUAUUUAGCUAUCAGAGGAGAAAAUUAAAGUAAUUCUACGUGCUGGAACCCAUAAACCAUGUGAACACGAUCGGGUCAUUGUCGACGUCUCACUUGUUGUUGAUGCCAAAGUGAUUCUCCAGAACCAGAAUAUUACUUUUGAUGUGGGGCAUGCAGAGGAUUUUGGAGUUAUGAAGGUUGUGGAUAAUAUAGUCCAAGAAAUGGGCUGUGGGGAACAGUGUGAAGUGACUCUUACAUCUGACUACACCUUCACAGAUUUGGAGAAGACAUUUUUGAAAAUCGAUGAUGCAUGUUUCCACAAAAUAUUGUUUAACAUAUAUCUCCAAGAUGUCAAAAAGCUUGCAGAGUUUUGGCAAAUGUCUGAAAGUGAAAAGUUUAUUGUUGCUGAUGUGAUGAAAUAUCGUGGUAAUAAACUUCUGAAUUGGUUACUCUUCUUUUCGUUAUAUUCAGUCAAUAAAUGGAUUCGGGUGCUGCGAUUGCAGAGUGAUAUUUGUUAUCAAACAUUAACCACCUACUAUCUCAAUAAACAAAAAUGGUUUCUCUUCAGUAUAUGUUGGACUCUAUAGCUUCUACUCUGCUCUAAGUAUUUUGUAGAUCUGUGGUGUGCAGUCAGUAUCCCUUAGUCCGACUAAUUUGAUUAAUAAUGUCUGUUAAUAAAUAAAAAUAGGUUGUCUCUGUAAAUCGUUUUCUAGUUGUGACUCAUUCUAACAGCCAGCGUCUUUACAAACUGAUUCCAUGCCUUAGUUUAGCCGCUCCUAGCUUGCUCCCAACCUAUUUCUAAACCAGCCAUCAUAGCUCAUCUAGGUAGUUGGUGGGUGGAUAUACUUAAUACGUGUCCUAAUCACCUCAGUCGAUAAAGAUUUACUAUCUCGACAAUUGAUUUACCAUCCUCAACUAGUGCUCUGCGUUUAACCUCACAAUAAGUAACUCGUUGAUCCAAAAAAGUAUACGAGCAGUGAUCCGAGGACACUUAUGGUCGAAUACUAGUGACCUACGUAUAUCUUCUAUUUUUAAAGACCACCUUUCACAGACAUAAAGUGGUACGGAACUAA
Molecule: messenger RNA, 2377 nt
Organism: Schistosoma guineensis
Lineage: Eukaryota; Metazoa; Platyhelminthes; Trematoda; Strigeidida; Schistosomatidae
Source: the annotation of a GenBank genome assembly